This is a messenger RNA of Camelus dromedarius (Arabian camel), 3298 nucleotides long. RefSeq names its product von Willebrand factor A domain containing 7 (gene VWA7). The transcript is spliced from 17 exons. Bases 215 to 2890 code for a protein of 891 amino acids. The record is from RefSeq and is a predicted model, not a curated record. Lineage: Eukaryota; Metazoa; Chordata; Mammalia; Artiodactyla; Camelidae.
AGAGGCCCGCCCUGGUGCUGGCUGCUGCUGGUGGCCUUAGGCAGGCGAGAGUAGAGGGGCCAGGUGCUGCCUGUCCUGCCCCCACCGUGCUGGGGCAUCCCUCCCCCUCCACUGAGUCGGCCUAGGUUAAUUAUAACUCUGACCUAAGUGCCCUGUGACGCCACGCCCCGGCGGCCCUGCCCGGAGACCCAGCAACCAGGUCCAUGUCUCAGCUAUGCUCCCUGCGGACGUGCCCCUAUCCCACCUGGGCCCCUCAGUGCUGCUGCUGCUGCAGCUACUGCUGCCCCCGGCAUCUGCCUUCUUCCCCAAUGUUUGGAGUCUCCUGGCUGCCCCCGGCUCCAUCACCCACCAGGACCUGACUGAGGAGGCGGCUCUCAACGUCACCCUGCAGCUCUUCCUGGAGCAGCCGCCACCAGGUCGGCCCCCUCUUCUUCUUGAGGACUUCCUGGGCCGCACCCUCCUGGCUGAUGACCUCUUUGCUGCCUACUUUGGACCUGGGUCUCCCUCUCGGCGGUUCCGAGCAGCCUUAGGUGAGGUGUCUCGAGCCAAUGCCGCCCAGGACUUCCUGCCAACUUCCAGGAAUGACCCUGACCUGCACUUUGAUGCCGAGCGGCUAGGCCAGGGACGCACACGCCUGGUGGGGGCUCUACAGGAGACGCUGGUGGCAGCCAGGGCCCUUGACCACAGCCUGGCCCGUCAGCGCCUUGGGGCUGCACUUCAUGCCUUGCAGGAUUUCUACAGUCACAGCAACUGGGUGGAAAUGGGAAGGCAGCAGCCACAUCCUCAACUCCUCUGGCCAAGGCAGGAGCUCCAGAGCCUGGCACAAGUGGACGAUCCUACCUGCUCCGACUGUGAGGAGUUGAGCUGCCCUGGGAAUUUGCUGGGCUUCACACUCCUCACCUCUGGCUACUUUGGAACUCAUCCUUCCAAACCUCCAGGGAAAUGUAGCCACGGGGGCCAUUUUGACCAGAGCAGCUCCCAGCCACCACGAGGAGGCAUCAACAAGGAUAGCACAUCCCCAGGCUUCUCCCCCCACCACAUGCUGCACCUCCAGGCUGCAAAACUGGCCCUCCUGGCCUCCAUCCAGGCCUUCAGCCUCCUGCGAAGCCGCCUGGGAGACAGGGGUUUCUCCAGGCUGCUGGACAUCACCCCAGCCUCUAGCCUGAGCUUUGUCCUGGAUACCACGGGCAGCAUGGGUGAGGAGAUCAACGCUGCCAAAAUCCAGGCUCGCCGCAUUGUGGAGCAGCGGCUGGGAAGCCCCAUGGAGCCCAGCCACUACGUCCUGGUGCCUUUCCAUGACCCAGGGUUUGGUCCUGUCUUUACAACCAGUGACCCUGACAGUUUCUGGAAACAACUCAAUGAGUUACAUGCCUUGGGAGGUGGAGACGAGCCCGAGAUGUGCCUGUCAGCUCUGGAGCUGGCCUUGCUACAUACACCUCCACUCUCAGACAUCUUUGUCUUCACUGAUGCCUCCCCCAAGGAUGCCUUUCUCACCAACCGGGUGGAAGCCCUGACUCAGGAGCGGUGUUGCAGAGUCACAUUCCUGGUGACUGAAGACCCAUCUAGGUUUCAUGGCCGAGCUCGACGUGAGGUCUUGUCCCCUCUGCGUUUUGAGCCAUAUGAAGCAGUGGCCCUGGCCUCAGGAGGAGAAGUGAUCUUCACCAAAGACCAGUAUAUUCGGGAUGUGGCAGCCAUUGUUGGGGACAGCAUAGCUGACCUGGUGACCCUGCCCCUGGAGCCUUCUGUUGUUGUGCCUGAGAGGCCACUUGUGUUCAGUGUGGAUGGGCGGCUCCAGAGGGUCACAGUCCGGAUCCACGGGGAAGUCAGCAGUUUCUGGAUCAGGAAUCCUGCAGGAGUCUCCCAGGGCCAGGAGGAAGGUGACGGGCCUCUAGGUCACACUCGCCGCUUCGGGCAGUUCUGGAUGGUGACCAUGAAUGACCCCUUGCAGACAGGAACCUGGGAGAUCCAGGUCACAGCCAAGGGCAUCCCCCGGGUAAGAGUGCAAGCCCAGACCUCCCUGGACUUCCUCUUCCACUUUGGGAUCCCCAAGGAGGAUGGACCCCACCCUGGCCUCUACCCCCUGACUCAACCAGUUGCAGGUCUCCAGACCCAACUGCUGGUCGAAGUGACAGGGCUGGGCUCCAGAGGACACCCUGGAGAUCCUCUGCCACAUUUCUCCCAUGUUGUCCUUCGAGGAGUCCCGCAGGGUGCUGAGCUGGGCCAGGUGCCUUUGGAGCCCGUGGGACCCCAGGAGCGAGGUCUCUUUGCUGCCUCUCUACCGCCCACACUUCUGUCCACUGCGGGACCCUUUUCUCUGGAGAUUAUUGGCCAGGAUGGAGCGGGGCAGGGCCUACACCGGGCAGCCCCCCAGCCCUGUGCUGUAGUUCCUGUCCUUCUGGAGCUCAGCGGUCCCCCAAGUCUCCUGGCGCCGGGAACCAAGGCCCCGCUCAGCCUCCACAUUGCCAGUUUCUCAGGCCCUCGGGAUCUUGAUCUUAGGACAUCUGUCAACCCCAGCUUCACUCUCACCUCCAACCUCUCCAGGGUUAGCCUAGAACAGAAUGAGUCUGCCUGGGGGCGCCUGUGGCUGGAGGUCCCAGACUCAGCUGCCCCGGACUCUGUGGUGAUGGUGACGGUGACUGCGACAGAUCGAGAAGCCAGCACAGUGCCCCCAACCCAUGCCUUCCUCCGGCUCCUGGUGCUGCCCCCGGCCCCACAGAACCAGCUCCCUGCUCCUGUCUACUCCACUGACCCUGUCCUCACCACAACCAGCCCUACCCUUCAUCCUUCUACUUCGGUGACUCGGGGCGGAGCUGGGGGAGGGCUAGUAGGCAACCCGUGGUGGGGCACAGUUGGAGGGGCGCUGAUCCUGCUAGGCCUGGCCUCCUGCUGACACAACAGCCCCUCGAGGGAUGGGUCUCCAGCGGUAUUUGCUAUCUUGCCCCAUUGGUGAGAAGGCAACAUGGGCCUCAGGACCCUACUCUCCCAGGUAGGAUGGCGGUUUUCCUUCUCAUGCACUUAUCCCGUCUCUUUCUUAGCAAGAUUGUAGUGGAGGGCAAUGGAUUCUCUCAUAAUGCACUUUCCCUAAUCCUUGUGGGAACCAAACCAAAGACUCAUUUCUGGAGAAAGUUGCUUUCUAUUCCUCUGUAGCAUCUUUAUCCCACUACUUAUUCAUGCUCUCUCAGGCUCAGGUAGAGGGGAAGAUAAUGUGGGGGCAGAGAUUAAGAUUUGGAGUGUGAGGAAGGUAUUCCACCUCCUACCAAAAUGUAUUAUUUAUAAAAUUGUUUUUAUUGAAAUUCUA